This is a messenger RNA of Scatophagus argus, 2099 nucleotides long. RefSeq names its product lymphatic vessel endothelial hyaluronic receptor 1a (gene lyve1a). Bases 1033 to 1881 code for a protein of 282 amino acids. Gene Ontology annotation, cellular component: plasma membrane. The transcript has 6 exons. Lineage: Eukaryota; Metazoa; Chordata; Actinopteri; Scatophagidae. Gene Ontology annotation, molecular function: transmembrane signaling receptor activity; hyaluronic acid binding. The record is from RefSeq and is a predicted model, not a curated record. Gene Ontology annotation, biological process: cell adhesion.
UGAAGCCUUGUAGAGUUGAGCGGGGGCUCAUCAAACAACCCCAUUCAAGUAGUCACACUGUUCUCAUGUUGUCAUUUGGUAGACUGGUAUUAUAAAGAUGUCAUAAUAGCUGCUUUACGGCAAUAAUUUCAAAUUUCAAAUAAUUUCAGUGUCUCUAUCCUAACUAUGAAGCUACACCCUGCAGUCAGUUAGCUUAGCUUAGCACAAAGACUGGUAGCCUGGCCCUGCCCAGUGGUAAUCCACCUGUUAUUAACAUGUUACAUUGCCUUUGUUUAUCAAAACCACAACCAAAGGGUACCUUAAGAGAACUGAAAUACCUGUCCUUUUCCACAGCUCCACAUUGUCACUUAAUGCACCCACACAUCUCAUUGACACCUCACAUCUGACAAAAACACUGCUGCAUGUUCGUCAGCACUCUUUCCGUCAUUUCCUGCCAUCAGGGCAUGUGCGGGGAAUGUUUCUGUGGAAGUGGGAUGUUAUCAUGUGCCAAUUCUCAUCAGAGGAUUCUAGAGAUCAUACGCAUGUCCAUUAUUGAGUAAUGCCCCAUGGGAGGAAAUCAUUUGGACAGAGUGCAAAUCACUCAAUGAGGACACUAUCACAUGUAUAACAUCACUAUGAACGUGAUAUUUAAUUUUUAGUGUUACAAGUGUUUUCACUUAUCCGAAAAGCACUUAUUUAAAUGAAAAGCACUUGUUCAAGUCAAAGGACAGCCCUGUUUGAAUCAUCAUUUAAUUCCUGGAACAUGAAUGUAGAGCGUUUUGUCUUCCACAGAGUUUCUGUAGUCUCCUGCUGACAUAUUCAUUUUAUCUCUUUUUGUCAUGGGCCUUGCUCCCAGAACAUAUGAGUACUUCUGAUCUGACCUGUGAGCAGCACUUCCCUCUUCCUUUUCCUUUACUUUCUGGCAAUGACAGAGUCAACACACCCCAGUGAACAGAAUCACCUCUAUUUAACCCCGCCAUUUGGCUCACAGAAGCAUAAAGCGUGCAACACUCUGUCAUCCCCGGCAUUCAUCUGUCUCUGUUCUCACCAGUCAUGAAUAUGAUCUGGCUUUGCAUCACAUUGGCGCUGUCAAUUACUUGUGUCAUCUGUGAACAAAAUGUUGACACAAAUCACAUCAGGGUUUUCCCAGCAGUAAACCAAAGUAUUGCUGGAGUGUUCCAGGUUAGCUACUUAAAUGACCUCAAACAGCCUCAGUAUGCCUUCAACGCCUCUGAAGCUCGGGAACUCUGCUCGUCCCUUGGAGUGAACAUUGCCUCAUAUGCACAACUAAAAGAAGCUCUCAAAAGAGGACUGGAAACGUGCAGAUUUGGCUGGAUUGAUGAACAUUUUGCAGUCAUUCCCCGCAACAAACCCCUUUCAAACUGUGGCCAAAAACGGAGGGGCUUGGUGGCAUGGCGAGCGCCUGUUACACAAAAGUUUGAUGUGUUUUGCUUUAAUGAAUCAGAUGCACAGUUGAUGGAUGCAAGAACUGAUGGCCCUUUGAACAGCAAGGAUUUCUCUGGACAAAUUCAGUCUCCCUCUGAGGACGUGAGCUCCACCCAGAACCUGCAGUCUACCUCUUACCCCUCCCCUCUUCCUUCUUCAUCCCUAACGCCUAAAACCAUGGACAGUGAGGCAGAACCAGCCAGGUUUGUUGGCAGCAUACAAGGCUCUUCUGGAGCAAUUGCUAUACUCAUCACCUCAGCCUGCGCCAUUCUCCUCAUUGCAAUAAUCAUCCUUGCAUACAUAAAAAUGCGAAGGAGUUGCGUUCUGAGUUCUGACACAAAACAGCAGCAAGAAUACAUCCAGGCAGAAGAGUGGACAUGUGUGAAGAAUAUAAAGGAAGCCGAGACAGCUGCUCAGGAAGACGAGAGAAUAGAAGUGGAUGACAGUGCAAGUUAAGCACUUAUUAAAGCAGCCCUCUAUGAACUACUACUGAGAAAUGUUCUUUUUCAGGAUGGAGAUAUGUACCUUGUUGUGUGCUUUGUUUGGUAUGAAAGCAAUACAAUGGCCGUAAAAGUGCAUUUGUUUUUGUAUAUGUUGUGCUGUUUGUAUUUUCAGUCAUGUGAUGCUAUUAAAUGCUGAAGUUUAGCCACUAGAUGGCAAUGUUUACAAUACAA